AUGCAACAAAUCCUUCAACAGCAACAAAGUCAGCAAAGAACAGAUUCAGCAAUUCAAAAUAUAGAAAGACAGAUUGGGCAGUUAGCUUCCAGCCUUAAUCAAAUGCAAGCUCAAGGAUCAAGUCAACUGCCUUCACAAACAACUCCUAAUCCUAAAGGGAAUGUUAGUGCUUUAACUUUGAGAAGUGGGAAAAGAGUUGCAGAAUUUUCAAUUGAAGAAACUGCUGUUGGAAAGUGUCCAGAAAUCCAGCAACAAGGUUCCAGUAGUGAAGGAAUUCAGACAGAGCAGAAUGUGCCAACUUCGGGUUUAACUCAAAGUUCCACUGAUCCAUUGAAUAUGGAGCAUUCACAAGGAAGAAAUAGUUGCAUUCCGGGAAUUUCCAGCAAGUUUUCUCCAGAUGAGCAGUUUCCAGCAGCAGCAACUCCAGAAAGCAGCAAAUUUGGAAAUGCAGGAUUUCAGAAUUCAGAGCCGAGCAUUCCAUUGCCUUUCCCUCAACGCAAAGUACAACCAAGGAAGAAUGUAGAGGAGGAGAAAGCAAAGGAGUUCCAAGAGCUUGUGGAUUUAUUUAGCAAGGUGGAAGUAAAUGUUCCUUUACUCACAAUGAUCAAGCAAAUUCCAAAAUAUGCAAAAUUUUUGAAGGAUCUUUGUGUGCAUAAGAAGAAAUUGAAGGGGAAUGAGUUGAUUAGCAUGGGCAAAAAUGUAUCUGCACUUCUUCAACCAGUUCCUCAGAAAUGUGAAGAUCCUGGUGUGUUUACAGUCCCUUGUGAGAUUGGAAGUAGUCUUUUUAAGGAUGCCAUGCUAGAUUUAGGAGCUUCAAUUAAUGUGAUGCCAAAAUCAGUUUUUCAGACUUUAGGCAUUGGACCAUUACAACCUACAGGAGUAAUCAUUCAGUUAGCUGACCGCAGUCAGACUCAUCCAGCUGGAGUUAUUGAAGAUGUAUUGGUUAAGGUGAGAGAACUCAUUUUUCCUGCAGAUUUUUAUAUCCUUGAUAUGGAGGGAGACUAUCUGGCCAGUAGAUCUCCACUCAUUCUAGGACGACCUUUCUUGAAAACUGCGAGGACAAAAAUUGAUGUUCAUGCGGGCACACUGUCUAUGGAGAUAGGUGAUACAGUGGUUCAAUUCAGUAUUUUUGACGCUAUGAAACAUCCUAGAGAGGAUCAUUCUAUUCUUAGUUUGGAUAUCUCAGAGGAGCUGGAUAGUGUGGAUUUCUUUUCAGAGAUUGAUGCAGAUUUUGUAGAGAUUGGUUUCGGUGAUGUUUCAGUUACAGCUUUUGAAGACGUUUCAAAUUUGGGGGUGUAUGUUAAGUCAUGUGAAUUAUUUUCGAUGGAGUCAGAAGAAGUAUGCGUAGGGGAUUGCUUAGGAGAAGCUUUAUCCUUAGGAUCGCCCAGAGAAGAAGAAGUAUGCGUAGGGGAUUGCUUAGGAAAAGCAUUACCCCUAGGAUCGCCUUCUAUUGAUCAGACACAGGAUGAGUUGAAGCCGUUGCCUUCACAUUUAAAGUAUGCUUACUUAGGAGAAAACCAGCAAUUGCCUGUCAUCAUAGCCCAGAAUUUAGAGCCAGAACAAGAAAGCAGAUUAUUGGAGAUUCUGAGACAGCACAGGAAGGCCAUUGGAGGGACUUUAGCAGAUAUUCCUGGUAUUAGUCCUUCUAUUUGUAUGCACAGGAUUUAUUUGGAGGAGGAUGUGAAACCAGUGAGACAACCCUAGAGGAGACUUAACCCACUGAUCCUUGAUGUAGUCAAGAAAGAGGUGACUAGACUUCUACAGGCAGAUAUCAUUUACCCUAUUUCUGACAGUAAGUGGGUAAGUCCCAUCCAUGUGGUUCCAAAAAAAUCAGGGGUGACAGUUGUGACUAAUGAAGAGAAUGAGUUAGUGCCCACCAGAGUGAAGAAUUCUUGGAGAGUUUGUGUGGACUAUAGGAAGUUGAACCAAGCAAGCAGAAAGGACCACUACCCCCUACCAUUUAUUGAUCAGAUGUUGGAGAGACUAGCGGGCAAGUCACAUUAUUGCUUCCUUGAUGGUUACACGGGAUAUUUUCAGAUUUGCAUCGACCCAGAGGAUCAGGAGAAGACCACCUUCACUUGUCCUUUCGGUACAUUUGCCUACAGACGGAUGCCAUUUGGACUAUGCAACGCUCCAGGAACCUUUCAGCGAUGCAUGGUAAGCAUAUUUGGUGAUUUAUUAGAGCAUUGCAUGGAAGUUUUCAUGGAUGAUUUUUCUGUAUAUGGUUCAUCAUUUGAUGCAUGUCUAGAAAAUCUGUCUAGGGUUUUAGAUAGAUGCAUUGAGACUGAUUUAGUGCUUAAUUUUGAAAAAUGUCAUUUUAUGGUUGAGCAUGGCAUUGUUUUAGAACACAUAGUCUCUAGGAAAGGAAUUGAGGUAGAUCCUGCUAAGAUUAGUGCUAUAUCUUCCUUAUCUUAUCCCGCAUGCGUGCGGGAUGUUCGAGCUUUUCUUGGUCAUGCAGGAUUUUACAGGAGAUUUAUUAGAGAUUUCAGUCAGAUUGCUCUUCCACUGUCUCAGUUGCUUCAGAAAGAUGUUGAGUUUCAUUUUGAUCAAAAGUGUAAGGAGGCUUUUCAGAAAUUGAAGGAGGCAUUGAGUUCUGCACCUAUUAUCAGGUCACCAGAUUGGACUCUACCAUUUGAGCUUAUGUGUGAUGCUUCAAAUUUUGCUGUAGGGGCAGUUCUUGCGCAAAGAGUAGAUGGAGCACCACAUGUUAUCUGCUAUGCAUCGAAAACCUUGGAUUCAGCUCAAGCGAAUUACACCACUACAGAAAAAGAGCUUCUUGCCAUUGUUUUUUGCUUUAGAUAAAUUUCGAUCAUAUUUACUUUGUUCUCACGUGGUUGUAUUUUCUGAUCAUGCAGCUUUGAAGUUCCUCCUCAAGAAGCCAGAUGCUAAACCUAGAUUGAUUAGAUGGAUGCUUCUUCUCCAGGAGUUUGAUUUGGAGAUUCGAGAUAGGAGUGGGAAGGAAAACUUGGUUGUCGAUCACUUGAGCAGAAUUGAAGGGGACGUGGAUCAUACGACUAUUGAUGAUGAUUUUCGAGAUGAGCAGCUUUUUCGGAUGCAUGUGAUCAGAUCAUUAGAAGAUGCAUACCUGAUUGUGAGUUUCAGUCUGUACUUGCAUUUUGUCAUUCAUCUGAGUUUGGAGGGCAUUUUGGACCGCAGAGGACUGCUAGGAAAGUCUUGGAGUAUGGUUUUUAUUGGCCUACUAUUUUUCGUGAUGCCUAUGUUUUUUGUAGAUCAUGUGAUAAGUGUCAAAGGACUGGGAAUAUAGGACCUAAGAAUGAAAUGUCUCAGUACUACAUGUUAUUUUGUGAGAUAUUUGAUGUAUGGGGUAUUGAUUUCAUGGGUCCAUUUCCUGUUUCUUUUGGAUUUUCAUAUAUUUUGUUGGCAUGUGAUUAUGUUUCCAAAUGGGUGGAGGCCAUUCCCACCAGGACUGACGAUUCUUCAGUUGUUGUGAGUUUUGUCAGGACACAUAUUUUCUGCAGGUUUGGAGUGCCUAAAGCAAUAAUUAGUGAUCAGGGGACACAUUUUUGUAAUAGACUCAUGAAGGAAAUGCUGAGUAGAUAUGGGGUUUCACAUAGAAUUUCAACUCCUUAUCAUCCUCAAACAAAUGGACAGGCUGAGGUGUCAAAUAGAGAAGUGAAGAGAAUUUUAGAGAAAACUGUGAGGCUUGACAGGAAAGAUUGGAGUAAGAGAUUAGAUGAUGCACUUUGGGCUUACAGAACCGCUUUCAAAACUCCUAUAGGGAUGUCUCCAUAUAGAAUGGUGUAUGGUAAAGCUUGUCAUCUUCCAGUGGAGAUUGAACACAAGGCAUAUUGGGCAGUUAAAGCUUGUAACUUAGAUGCUAGUCCAGCAGGAGAAGAAAGGAAAUUGCAACUCCAAGAGCUUGAAGAAAUUCGGUUAGAGGCAUAUGAAAACUCACGGAUCUAUAAAGAAAAGACCAAGAAUUUUCAUGACAAGCACCUUGUGGGUAAGGAAUUUCAUAUAGGGGAUAAAGUGCUUUUGUAUAGGUCGAGGCUCAAAUUGAUGAAAGGUACGUUGAGAUCUCGUUGGGAGGGUCCAUUUAUUGUAACUAAUGUUUUCUCUUAUGGAGCUAUUGAGAUUAGGGAUGUAUCUACCGGACGGAUUUUCAAGGUGAAUGGGCAUCGACUUAAGAUCUUUCAUGAGGCUAACAAUGGAGUGGAGGUGGAGAGAAUGAGCCACACCGGAGCAACUUAUCCAAUUAAAGGGGAGUUUCUUUCAACUUAGUUUUCCCGUUUACAUUUAUUAUAUGCAAGUUAGUUGCUAAAUAAAUUCUUUGUUUACAAAUAAUAAAUUUAGUAUAUAAAAAAAAAUUCUUUAAUGUAGAUAAUCUCCUUGUAGAACUCAGUUUUGAGACUUGAAAUAAGGAAAAAAUGACACCCCCUUUACAUGAUUCGAUGACAUGUUAGAAAUGGAGGAAGUUAGCUAUUUUUGAUUGUUUAGUUUUAAGCUUAAUGUCAAGAUUGGACUUUUAAUUUUCUUGAGGUUGCUAUUUAAUAAUGGAAACUAGAUUGAUGAGAUGAAGUGAUACUUUUAAUACCUAGUGAGAAUUAAGCCGCAUAUGUGUGAUGCACUCAUGUUAUUGCAACUCUAGAACUUGCUUUCAUUCUUUCAAAGCCACAAUUAAUGGACAAUUUUGCACGUAUCAGGGUUAUCUUUGUACUAUUUUUCCACACUAUUUUGCCAUAAACUCUUAUUUCCAUCAUAUCUUUAUAAUCCUUUUCAUUUCAAAAUUUAUGGUUAUGGGGACACAAGAUGUUAUGUGAUGGAUUCUUUGGCCGAGACGGACAAAGGUUUAAGUGUGGGGGAGAUGUGUGGCGUCUAGUUCUUGAGUUUUAGAUGUCAAGAGCAAGUUUCAUAACCUUGAAAGUUGGAAAUUGAUUUUGGUCCAGUAAUGAUUUCAAUAAUUCAGUUUAAGAAUCAUGGAAAUUGCCAAUGUUUUGAAAGGCUGGAAUUUUGUAUAAAUGAAGAGUUCUUAAGAUGAUAUGUUAAAUAUAUCCAAUUCUUGAAUUUUAUCAUGUUAAGAGCAAGUUCUAACAGCUUUGAGUUUCGGAGAUUGAUACUAUGCUGAUACAAGUUGAAAGAGGAUAUGGAAUGCUAAUGGUGUUGCUGCCCUGAACAUUUGGACAAUACUGCAUAGUAGAAUUCCAGGCAGUUACAAGAGGCUAAAAUUAUGUUCUGUUGUAGCUGAAGAAGUGUAUCUGUAGAGUGAGAAAGUUUAUACAUUCAUGUGGAAGCUUGGAGUUGGGAAACAGGAACAACAGAAUUUUAAAUCAAGGGUACCAAUCUGAAAUGCAGAAAUGCAGAAGUGCAGGAAUUACAGUUUAGUGAAGCUAUGUAGAUUUCAAUGGUUGAAUUCUGGACAUGGCAAAUUGCAGCAAGGGAACAUUAGUGAAUGAGAGUAUUGGAGUCAAUUGGCUAAGCAAUUGAAAUGGAGAAGUGAUUUCAGAAAUUAUUUUGAGGUGCUGAAGAUGUAUGUUGUUAACAAAUGUAAUGCGGAAGUAGGAUAAUUGCAGAAUAUGAGAAAUGCUGGAACUUUGUAUCAAAGGAGUAUCAAAAGAUUAGUAGCAACAUCUGAACAAGAAAGUGAUUAGAGCUAACCCCAGGAUGAUCCAAAACAAAUGGUAUUUCAACCUUCUAUGACCCUUACAAAGUCUGUAACUGUGAAAGUGAAAUUCAAUAACUUAACUUACUGUAUCCAGAAGCUGUAAUUUGCAAGAAAUUGUGAGGAAGUUGGAGAUGCAGAAAUAACCAAAAGGGAAAGGAAGCUAAACGGGUGGUAGUCAUUAAUCGGAAUGCAUCCAUUGAAAAAUCUGGAAACUGCUUAAAUCUGGGAGUCAACUAGUUUCAGGAAAUUGAGGAAGUGCAGGAACCAAUUGCUAAUCAGAAACAAGGAUCUGAACCUUAUGCAGUUGAUGAAUUUUGGAAGACAAGUGGCAUUUGAGGAUAGAUGCAUACAAUUGCUGAAUUUGUCUCUGAAAUGUUCAGAAGUUGAUGAGGAAAGAACAAAGGUGCGGGGCUCUAAUUCUGUAGUGUCAAGUUAAUGUUUAUUCAGUCCAUGAAGCCAGUAAAUAUUGAAUU
This is a messenger RNA of Zingiber officinale, 6096 nucleotides long. RefSeq lists its product as uncharacterized. Lineage: Eukaryota; Viridiplantae; Streptophyta; Magnoliopsida; Zingiberales; Zingiberaceae. The record is from RefSeq and is a predicted model, not a curated record. Bases 1 to 1704 code for a protein of 567 amino acids. The transcript is spliced from 2 exons.